AUGGAGGAACAUCGGUACAUGACAUCAAACACGAACGAUCCACAAAAUCAACCAACAAUAGAUCCAUACGCUGCUUUAGGUAUGGCAACAAAUAAUAGCGUUGGAAAUAAUACAUUUGAACCGUUAAAAGGGAAAGGGGAAUACAAAAGGGAAAGGGAAAUACGAAAGGGAAAGGGGAAUACGAAAGGGAAAGGGAAUUCGAAAGGGAAAGGGGAAUACGAAAGGGAAAGGGGAAUUCGAAAGGGAAAGGGGAAUACGAAAGGGAAAGGGAAUACGAAAGGGAAAGGGGAAUACGAAAGGGAAAGGGGAAUACGAAAGGUUCCGGGUUUUGGGGUAUUCCUCACAAUGCAAAUCUAG
Rhizophagus irregularis DAOM 181602=DAOM 197198 is the source of this 357-nucleotide messenger RNA. Lineage: Eukaryota; Fungi; Glomeromycota; Glomeromycetes; Glomerales; Glomeraceae. The record is from RefSeq and is a predicted model, not a curated record.